AUGUCUGGUUCUUCAGAUUUUUUGUCUAAAGGUAUUGACCUCGUCCAGAAGGCAAUAGAUGCAGACACUGCAACUAGAUAUGAAGAAGCAUAUAAAUUAUACUACAAUGGAUUGGACUACUUGAUGUUGGCUAUAAAGUAUGAAAAAAAUCCAAAAUCUAAAGAAUUGAUUAAGUCAAAGUUUACUGAAUAUUUGACAAGAGCAGAACAGCUAAAGGAUCAUCUUGAAAAACAAGAAAAGAAAUCAAGCUCAGCUGAAAAUUCUGCUUCUGGUGGCUCAACAAAGGCCAAAAAUGAGGGCGGUGACGAAGAUGAUGCAGAUACCAAAAAAUUAAGGGGUGCUCUUGCAGGGGCAAUUCUUUCUGAAAAGCCAAACGUUAAAUGGGAUGAUAUAGCGGGUCUUGAUAGUGCUAAGGAAGCAUUGAAGGAAGCAGUUAUCUUACCGGUGAAGUUCCCACAAUUAUUUACGGGUAAUCGUAAACCUACUUCAGGAAUCUUAUUAUAUGGUCCACCUGGUACUGGUAAGUCAUAUUUGGCUAAGGCAGUUGCAACAGAGGCCAACUCAACUUUUUUCUCUGUGUCAUCAUCAGAUUUGGUUUCGAAAUGGAUGGGAGAAUCUGAGAGAUUGGUUAAACAGUUGUUUACAAUGGCUCGUGAGAAUAAACCUUCAAUUAUCUUUAUUGAUGAAGUUGAUGCUCUUUGUGGACCAAGAGGCGAGGGGGAGAGUGAAGCUUCAAGGAGAAUUAAAACGGAGUUAUUGGUUCAAAUGAAUGGCGUAGGUAAUGAUUCAAAUGGCGUGUUAGUCUUGGGUGCGACUAAUAUCCCUUGGCAAUUAGAUGCUGCAGUAAGGAGAAGGUUCGAAAGGAGAAUAUACAUACCAUUGCCUGAUGUAGAAGCAAGAACCAGGAUGUUCGAGCUAAAUGUUGGUACAGUACCGUGUGAAUGUAAUUCUCAUGAUCUCAAGGUUUUAGCCGAAAUGACUGAUGGCUAUUCUGGGCAUGACAUUGCCGUAGUUGUGAGAGAUGCUUUGAUGCAACCAAUUCGUAAAAUCCAACAAGCCACGCACUUCAAGCCUGUCAUAGAUGAAGACGGAUCAGAGAAGUUGACGCCUUGCUCUCCUGGCGAUCCUGAUGCAAAAGAGUUAAACUGGCAAGAUGUUGGCACAGAUGAAUUGAUGGAGCCAAAUUUGACAGUUAAAGAUUUUAUUAAAUCGAUUAAAAGUAAUAGACCUACAGUUAACAGUGCUGAUAUUGAAAAUCACAUCAAGUUCACAGAAGAUUUUGGCCAGGAAGGAAAUUGA
This is a messenger RNA of Priceomyces carsonii, 1299 nucleotides long. RefSeq names its product AAA family ATPase (gene VPS4). NCBI's taxonomy places the organism in Eukaryota, Fungi, Ascomycota, Pichiomycetes, Serinales, Debaryomycetaceae. The coding region runs from base 1 to 1299 and encodes 432 amino acids. The record is from RefSeq and is a predicted model, not a curated record. Gene Ontology annotation, molecular function: ATP binding; ATP hydrolysis activity. The transcript has a single exon. Gene Ontology annotation, biological process: endosomal transport; vacuole organization.